This is a messenger RNA of Aplosporella prunicola CBS 121167, 1443 nucleotides long. RefSeq lists its product as uncharacterized. Gene Ontology annotation, cellular component: fungal-type vacuole membrane; vacuolar proton-transporting V-type ATPase, V1 domain. Bases 1 to 1443 code for a protein of 480 amino acids. Lineage: Eukaryota; Fungi; Ascomycota; Dothideomycetes; Botryosphaeriales; Aplosporellaceae. Gene Ontology annotation, molecular function: proton-transporting ATPase activity, rotational mechanism. The transcript is spliced from 3 exons. Gene Ontology annotation, biological process: proton transmembrane transport. The record is from RefSeq and is a predicted model, not a curated record.
AUGUCUCUGGACCCGCCCACCUACAUCCUCUCGCUGCAGAACAACAUCCGCGCUCGUCCCAUCUCGUGGGAAGGUGCCGUGCGCGCCAAGACCAUCACCGAUGCCGACCUGAAGAAGAUCAAGUCGAUUGACAAGGUGCGGAAAGAGCAGCGCAAGCAGACCAUCGAGGCCGACGAGGCCAGCUUCGUCGCCCUGCUGCUGGGUGCCGACGAUGCCCAGAACAUCUUCGACGCCGCCUCCAAGGGCAAGCGCCAGGACAUCAUCCAGUAUAUGCUUGUGCUCACCGGCGAUCUGGUCGAUGACAUCCCCUCCUUCACCAAGGCCUUGACCAAGCACCCCCGCCCGUUCGCGCCCCUCCUGCCCCUCCUCAAGCAGUCGACCAACCCCGAGGAUCCCAUACCCCUCCUCACCUCCGCCGUCCUGUCGAGCCUGAUCUCGGAAGCCCUCACCUCGCAGCCCAAGCAGUCCCCCCAGAUCGACGAGGCCCUGCCCCAGCUGUACGCUUACCUGUCGACGCUGGCCAAGAGCUCCGACAACGGCCUGCAAGACAUUGCGGUGCAAGAAUACUCGGCACUGCUGCGGACGUCCAAGUCCAGGUCCCUCUUCUGGAAGCAGAGGAAGGAGACGGUGGACCCGCUGAUGGAGAUUUUGAAGACGGCCGCAGGCAAUGGCAAGGACUCUGACUCGACUCUGUACAGUGGAAGCGGCAGCAUUCGCAGCAACGCCGAUGUUGGGCUCAGCGGAGGUGUGGGCUUGCAGCUGCUGUACCACGUCCUGCUCGUGAUAUGGCAGUUGAGCUUUGAGGGCAAGCUGGUGGGCGAAGGUCUCGACGACGAACACGACAUCAUCACUCUCUACUCUGCGCUGCUGCGGGCCUCUCCCAAGGAGAAGACGACGCGUCUACUGCUGUCGACGCUGCGCAACCUGCUGGACGCGAACCCCAGCACGCUGCUGCCGGCGGCGACGCUGGCCAAGCUGCCAGCGCUGCUGCAGUCGCUGCAGUCGCGGCACCUGACGGACGAGGACCUGCUCGAGGACCUCACCUCGCUCAAGGAUCUCAUGGAAGACUACACCAAGACGCAGACGACGUUCGACCAGUACGCGGCGGAGCUGCACGCGGGGCACCUGCGCUGGUCGCCACCUCACCGCAACCCGGCCUUCUGGCGGGAGAACGCGCGCCGCAUCAUCGAGGACGAGCAGGGCGCGCUGCCCAAGACGCUGGCGUCCAUCCUGGCCAAGCCCUGGGACACGGACAAGCAGGUCCUCGCCAUUGGCUGCAACGACGUCGCGUGCCUCGUCAAGGAGUGCCCGGAGAAGCGCGGCGCGCUGGAGCGCAUGGGCCUCAAGGCCCGCGUUAUGGAGCUUAUGGCGGACAAGGACGAGACGGUCCGGUGGGAGAGUCUGCGCGCCGUGGGCGAGUGGCUGCGGUAUAGCUUUGAGUAG